Paramecium primaurelia is the source of this 1041-nucleotide messenger RNA. The record is from the annotation of a GenBank genome assembly. NCBI's taxonomy places the organism in Eukaryota, Ciliophora, Oligohymenophorea, Peniculida, Parameciidae.
AUGUUUCCAAGUAAAUUGUAUGAUUUAUAAUUGACUCCCUCUUUGAAUUCUUUAAACUGUGAUUUAGAGAGUUCCAAAUUAAUGGAAUCAUUUAGAAAACUCUUAUUGGAUGAUGACAAAGAGAUUUUGAGUCCAGCCUUGGUAAAUUAUAAUAUUUACCAUCUAAUAGGAUUUAAUGAAAGCCAUAUCACAUGCUCUAUAUGGGACUAUUGUCUAUUGGAAAUUAUUAAGUGACAAAUGUAAAGAUGAAGACCUUAAUAUUGUAAGUUAAGUAUUGUAAAGGAAAAUUGUUAUUUAUGAUAUGUGCGAGAAUGAAGAUUUAAGAUGUUAAAUCAUCAAUUUUGGUUAUAAAAAACGCAUUUAUCUAGCACGAUAUCUAAAUUACUUUUAUGUUGUUGCCAAGAAGGGUAGUGAAGAAAAACAUAAAUUAAUAAAAGAUAUUCUUUUGGAUGUAAUUAAUGACAUUAUAGGUUUACCUAUAAGAAGACAUAAACGAUCAUAUUCAGAUCCUUUUAAAUAUCUAUCUGAUCAAAAAGAUAAUAGAAUUAAUAAACUUAAUGUGAAGAAUGUACCACUUUCUCCAUCAAAUAUAUCACGAACAAGUUUAUAAAUGCAACUCUUAGAUGAAAUUAAUCAAGAUGGAGAUUUGCUUAUGAAAGAAUGUAAUUCUCUUAUCAAUUCAUCAACACCAUAAAAUGAUCUUUUGCAAUCUUUGAAUUUAAAUUUAUAGGAAGGCACAAAUAUUCUUUCAAAUGUAAAUGUAUUUGAUACAAAUAUUAGAUUAGAUAUUUUGGUACACUUAAAUUUUAUGAUGAAUCAAGAGCUUAUGGAUUUAUAAUAAUGGAUUUAGAUGGUAGUGAUUUAUUUGUUCAUUGUGAUGAUCUUACUAAAGCAGGAAUGACAAAGGAUUUUUUGAGAACUGCUAAACAUGGUAAUAUAAUUAGAUUCUCAUUUUUGAUACUUGAGUAUUUUGGAAAGUAUAAUAAGAGUAAAAAAGCAGUUGACUUGUAAUUUAUUCAAAGUUAACCUUAUUUCAUGUGA